Molecule: messenger RNA, 1479 nt
Organism: Rotaria socialis
Lineage: Eukaryota; Metazoa; Rotifera; Eurotatoria; Philodinida; Philodinidae
Source: the annotation of a GenBank genome assembly
AUGAACGAUCCUUCUCCUGAUCUAAUAAAAGAUGCAGAAAUUCAUCAAUCAUUAAAUCAAAAUCAACUUUCAAACGAUGAACUUUUUCGUCAUGUUGAUAAAAAUAACGAUGGGAAAAUCGAUGUUAACGAACUAAUUCAAUUAUUAGAAAAAGGCCAUGUUGAAACGUGUCCUAAAAAGCGUGUGGCUAUCGCACGUCGUAUUAUUGAUCAAGGUAGCGGAUCAUCGGAUGCAUCGUCUCUUACGUUUCAACAAUUUGCUGAUUAUGUUUUAAAACAAGAAAAAAAACUUAGCUUAGUCUUUCGAAAUGUAGAUGCAGCGCAUCAAGGAAAAUUUGAUGCUGAAGAUUUAGUUUUUUAUUUUAAAAAACUGGGUAUUACGGUGGAAUUAGCUGAAGCAAAGAAAUUAGUUGAAAAAAUGGAUCAAGAUAAUUCUUUACAAAUAUCUUUUGAUGAGUGGCGUUCGUUUUUCAUGGCUAAUCCAGCGAUGCUCGAUAGUGUUACUAAUGAUCCACAUGAAAUGCUUCACUACUGGCGUAGUGCAUUGUAUGUAGAUUUAGGUGAGUCUCUUUAUGGUGCGCCUGAAGAUGCUUCAACUGAAGAUGGAAAAUGGUGGAAAAAUCUAAUCGCAGGUGGUAUCGCCGGCGCUGUAUCAAGAACAGCCACUGCUCCAUUUGAUCGACUUAAAAUUAUUAUGCAGUAUUUGGGCUCAAGACAACGGAUGUCAGUUUUAAAUGGUUAUCGGUAUUUAAUAAAAGAAGGUGGUGUCAGAAGCUUAUGGCGUGGAAAUGGUGUUAAUGUUUUGAAAAUCAUACCUGAAACAGCACUUCGAUUUGCCUUCUUCGAAGAAGCAAAAAAAAUAUUGAAAAAAAUGCAAAAUAAAGAAUUAAGUACAGAAACAACAAUUGCCGAACGAUUUGCAGCUGGAGCAAUCGCUGGUUUUCUUUCUCAAACAGUAGUUUAUCCAUUAGAUGUCUUAAAAGUGCGUUUAUGUUUAAGACGUACCGGUGAAUUUUCCCAUUGGACAGAUGCUGUUAAACGUAUGUAUCGCUUCGAAGGUCCCAAAGCUUUUUGGCGUGGUUAUGUGCUUAACCAAGUUGGUAUAAUACCGUUUGCUGGAUUUGACUUAGCAUGCUAUGAAACUUUAAAAAAUCUUUACAUCAAGAAACAUAACCAUCAAGAACCACCUAUAUAUGUAGUACUUGGUUGUGGUGCAAUUUCGUCGUUUACUGGUCAAUUAGUUACAUAUCCAAUUGCAUUGUUGCGUACACGUCGGCAAGGUCAAAUAGUACCAUUGCCAAAUAUGGAUCAGUCUAAAGCUCACCCAAUAAUACCAGCCACACAAAUGCUAAAAGAAAUAUGGCACAAUGAAGGCAUAGUUGGAUUAUAUCGUGGACUUGUACCAAAUAUUUUAAAAGUUAUACCAUCUGUUUCAAUAUCUUAUUUAGUCUAUGAAACAGUUAUAAAAGCUAUCCCGUGA